AGGCUAUGUGGUUGGAUUUACUUCAUCGCUUGGACAGUCUCCUUCUUUCCGCAAGCUAUCCUCAACCACUCCAGACGAACCACGCAAGGCAUGCUGCCAGACUUUCCGCUCCUGAACGUCUUCGGCUUUGGCUGCUACACUCUCAGCGCGCUCCUGUUCCUCUAUUCGCCGGUUAUCAGAGACCAAUAUGCAGUUCGUCAUCCACAUUCGCCAGAGCCAACGGUGCGCUUCAAUGAUUUGGCUUUCGGAACAAUCGCCUUUCUCAUGAGCAUAGUCUGCUAUAGCCAGUUCUAUCCUCGGCUCUGGGGUUGGGAACAGAAGCCCAACGUUCAGCGACAUGCCCUCCGGAUCACGCUUGCUCUCAUUUCCGGCGGACUUGUUGCCCUUGGUGUAGUGUUUGCCAUAAUCUUCGCCGAAGGCAACGGUACAGAUGGAAUGAAAUGGUCAUGGAUCGACUUGGUCUACUGUAUGGAGUACGUGAAGUUGGCUUUCACAAUUUUCAAAUACAUCCCACAAACAAUCUCAAACUUUCACAGAAAGUCAACACUAGGCUGGUCGAUCACACAGCAGCUGCUUGAUUUCACGGGUGGCAUUCUGAGCCUUUUCCAGCUCAUCAUUGACAGCAGUCUGCAGAAUGACUGGUCGGGGUUGAUUGAACAAAAUCCUCUGAAGUUCGGGCUGGCAAACAUUUCUCUGGUGUUCGACAUUAUUUUCAUACUCCAGCAUUUUGUCUUAUUUGGACCAGUGGAGGAGACAGCAACUGCCAAGGUGUCCAAGCAUGAUGCUGGCGGUAUUGCCGAUAGAGUCAGUGACGAGCGAGAGCCGCUGCUCCCCAAUAUGGACCGAGGGUAA
Messenger RNA from Pseudocercospora fijiensis CIRAD86, 852 nucleotides. RefSeq lists its product as uncharacterized. The transcript has 3 exons. Gene Ontology annotation, molecular function: L-cystine transmembrane transporter activity. NCBI's taxonomy places the organism in Eukaryota, Fungi, Ascomycota, Dothideomycetes, Mycosphaerellales, Mycosphaerellaceae. Gene Ontology annotation, biological process: L-cystine transport. Gene Ontology annotation, cellular component: fungal-type vacuole; vacuolar membrane. The annotation marks the transcript as partial. The record is from RefSeq and is a predicted model, not a curated record.